Molecule: messenger RNA, 1734 nt
Organism: Dendroctonus ponderosae (mountain pine beetle)
Lineage: Eukaryota; Metazoa; Arthropoda; Insecta; Coleoptera; Curculionidae
Product: D-2-hydroxyglutarate dehydrogenase, mitochondrial
Exons: 8
Coding region: 183-1688 (501 amino acids)
Cellular component (GO): mitochondrion
Molecular function (GO): catalytic activity; FAD binding
Source: RefSeq, a predicted model, not a curated record
CCUUCUCAUUUAUCAGAUGAGUCGAGGGGUUUAAAGCGAAAAUAAUGAGACUUUUAUCUGCUACACAAUGUCCGCUCUUGUUGUCAUAAAAGACUUCGGCGAUUAGAUAACAGAACUUAAUUACUAAAGUGUUGUUACGAAAGUCGAAUGGCCACAACGAAUUUACAUUUUACAUACGCAAAAUGGUUCCAAACAAAUUACUUAGAUUGCGCGUAUUUAAUGUGUGCAAAAAACCAUCCAGGGGAUAUAGAAAUAAGCCUGAUUUCACCAAGAACACUUAUCAAGUAGAGAGAGGAUUUUAUAAUUAUUUGCAAGAACCGCAUCUUCAUUAUUUCCAGAAAAUUUUAGGUGACGAUGAGCGAGUACUGACUAAUCUCAGCGACCUCGAAAAGUAUAAUGUUGAUUGGUACCAACAAGUACGAGGAUCAAGUGCUGUUGUUUUGAAACCGAAAACGACUGAAGAAGUGACGAAAAUUGUCGAAUAUUGCAAUGCUAACAAGCUGGCAUUAUGCACGCAAGGAGGAAAUACAGGGUGUUCAGCGGGCGCAGUUCCCGUUUUUGAUGAGAUUAUUUUAUCCACCGAGCUGAUGAAUGAAAUCAUCGAAAUUGAUGAAAACGCAGGUACGAUACUGUGCCAAUCAGGCGUAAUAUUAGAAGCCCUAGACCGUGCCGUAUCCGAAAAAGGGUUGAUGGUACCGCUUGAUUUAGGAUCAAAGGGAUCAUGUAAUAUUGGGGGAAAUGUUUCAACCAAUGCUGGAGGCUUGCGUUUACUCAGAUACGGCAAUAUGCAUGGAAACAUUCUGGGCCUUGAAGUCGUGAAAGCAAACGGCGAAGUUCUGGAUUGCUUGAAAUUAAUGAGAAAAGACAACAGUGGAUUGCACAUCAAAAAUAUUUUUGUAGGCUCUGAAGGGACAUUGGGAAUCAUUACCAAAGUGGCCUUGCAAUGCGUGCCCAGGCCCAAGAGCCAGCAAGUCGCUUUUUUAGGUCUGCAAUCAUACGAGAAAGUGUUGAGUACAAUGAGAAAAGCCAGACAAGAACUGGGAGAAAUCCUUUCAGCGAUCGAGGUGAUGGAUGCAAUUUCCCUGGAAUGGGGCCAACAGCAUAAUAAAUUAACUCUGCCCAUCGACAAAUACCCGUUUUAUUUGCUAUUAGAAACAUCCGGCAGUAAUGAAGAACACGACAACAAUAAAUUAAAUUCAUUUUUGGAAUCAGCUUUAGUCCAAAACCACGUUUUGAAUGGUGUAGUCACAGGGGAACCAUCCAAAGUACAAGCAAUUUGGGCAAUAAGAGAAAGACUCCCAGAGGGAUUUAAAAACCAUGGAUGGCUAGGAUUGUACGAUUUAUCAAUCCCAGUUACACAAUUUUACAACUUGGUAGACGAAACAAGGGCAUACCUCAAAAAUCAAGUGGAAUAUGUGUUUGGCUUUGGGCAUUUAGGUGACGGAAACAUCCACCUGAAUGUGCUAGGAAAGAAAUACAACAAACGCCUUGCACAAGACCUGGAAACAUUCCUAAUGAAAAGGGUAUUGGAGUUGAAAGGAAGCAUGAGCGCUGAACACGGUUUAGGAUUCCUUAAGAGAAAAUAUCUGCCAAUGGUAAAUUCACCGGGUUCCUACCAACUUAUGAAGGAAUUAAAGAGAAUACUCGACCCUAAUCAUAUAUUAAAUCCAUACAAAGUAUUUCCAUAAGCCCUCACUUUUAUGUUAACAACUGCGAAUAAAACAUUUACACAGA